Messenger RNA from Caenorhabditis sp. 36 PRJEB53466, 3800 nucleotides. NCBI's taxonomy places the organism in Eukaryota, Metazoa, Nematoda, Chromadorea, Rhabditida, Rhabditidae. The record is from the annotation of a GenBank genome assembly.
AUGGAUCCCAAUCUUAACUACAACUUUGCUUACGGAGAUAACUACGGCACCGGCACCGAUCACACGAGCGAUCCUGUACGUUAACACUGAACUUUUGUGGGAUCUCUGAUGACAAUAAGUGUCCGAUUUAAAAAGAACCCCCAAAAUGUUUGGCGUUCUCGUAUGCAUCGCAUAAUUUUUACAUGUUAUGUUUUACCAGUACGGAUUAGCCCGUCCCAAACGGUUGAGCUUGUUCGAACUUUUCUUCGUAGAUUUGUUUUGUCACAAGGUGAUGCACUCCUGGACGUGGUUGCUAGUUUCCAAUACGGAACAUAUCGACCAGGAAUGAAUCAAAUUAGGCUUCAGUAAUCCAUCCCAACCGACAAGAAAUUUGAAAUUGGAUCGGAUGGAAUAAAGUAUUUCAGGUGAAUCAUUAUGGCUGGACAACUCAAUGGUCGCAACCGCCAUCUGCUGCCGCUGCUCCGGCUGCGAACGCGGUACGGUGUCAUUUUGAGUUCGUAUCACUCACCCAUUCAGAAAAAGUUACAGUUUCCGCAGUAUGUCAGCCAGCAACAACAGCAACAACAGCAACAGCCACAUCAGCAACAACAAACUCCCGGCGCCUACUCUAACUUGAACCCACUUUCUUCGUUCAUGCAACAGCAACAGAAACCACCUGGACAAUUCCAACAAAAGGCAAGUUGCUCUCGCUUCAUGUCGUAAGAAAGUAGAAGACCGAACACUAUGUAGUCUUGUCUCACAAGUAUUUAAAAAAAUAUAUUCCAGAAGUUUGGGCAACAAGGCGCCCCGAAGGCUGCGAAUCAUGGUUCCUACCCCUUCGGAGCCGGCACCGGUGCCAACGCAAUGAAUAUGUUGGGCCGAGACUGGGUCACACCACCUUCUCAGAAUGCUUUCGGUGGUUUUAAUCGGCCAUUUAAUAAUCAGGGAGGACAGUCUAAGAUGCAGUUCUUCGGACAACCUCAGAUGAGCAAAGGAAAUUGGAAGGUGAGCGAGAAUCAAAAUCAGAAAUCUCAUAGGCACACUACAGAACAAGAACAAAGCGCCGGCUCCACCACGCAAGUUCGAUACUGCCGGAAAGACGCCAGCUAUGGUUCUUCACGAACUUUUCAAAACCAUCGGAGAAGAGUGAGUCCAAGAAAGCAGAUGUGGUAAAAAGAGUAUUCGAUUUCAGCUACUCGGAAGUAAACACCGUCCCAAAGAGAUACCGUUGCACUCUUACGGUCAACGGGCGUGAAUUCCAAAUGGAGUCGGCUAACAAGAAAGCGGCAAAACAAAAGUGCGCCGAGCUUGUCAUCCGCGAUCUCCGUCCAGAUCUGCAUCUGACACCGUUCGAAGAGGGGGUCACUGCGAAAGCGGUGCCAGUCGUUUCCGGUGGUGUCCCGGUUGAUGGCAAUGGGCAAGCGGGCAAGCGUAACGUAUGUUCAAUCGCCCUCUCCUCUUAGCGUGUUUUGCUGCAUUCCAUUCAGUUAAUUCAGGCCGCUUCUAUGUUAAACCCAGCACCUGCCGCUCAGAAGAAAGCUAGUAUCAAGAAGGCUAAGGUGUGUGUGGUUCUGGUUACUAACAGUUCCCUUUUAUUUCGAACUGAAAACAUAUGUUGUCCCUUUUUAGUUGACUCCCGUCGAAUCGGCUCUCUCGUUGCUCGAUUUGAUGCAGAAAGUUAUUGCGGAGUCGCAAGUCAAGUACACGCCGGUGUUCGAAGCUCAUGAGAAUCCGAAGAUGCAGGAAGUGAAGCAGGAAGUGAACGAGGAAGUGAAGCAAGAAGGCGUAGAGACACCCGAGAAUUCUGAAAACGAAAAAAAGGGUGCUUGGCGCAAGAACGACGCUCAGCACACUGUGACGCUGAAAUUCGCCGACCAAGGCAAAGAGUAUUCAAAGUCUGGAGCGAACCGAGGGAUUCUGAAGGAUAUGGUUGUUCGCGAAGCCCUUCGGGACUUGUUCCAAUUGUCUCAGGAGGACAUAACUACUGUCGCCCGUCGACAUGCGAGCAACCGUCUCGGAUCGGACAUGACCAUCAUUCAGUGCCUUCAUACAAUCUGCACUAUUCUCAACUGCUCAGUGACUUUGGAGUGCGAGCCUGCUGAGGACAGACCAUUGGGAGAAGGAAGACUGCUCUUCACCGGAAAGUGUUCGAUCAUCGAUCAUACAGGUAAGGGUGGUGAUCCAUUUGACGUUUAAUUUCGAACGUUUCAAGAGAACGACAAAGAAUUUAACACAAAGUCGCCAUCUCUGCCGUCGAAAGCUAUCGCCAAAGAGUUCGCGGCUCAAGAAAUGCUCAGAAAUUAUUUCAAAAUCGACCCGACAACUUGUGUGAAGGGUGAUGGUGUGACCACCCAAGGACCAUGCGCCGUUCUCCAUGCGAUGCUUAAUAAACAGACCAGACAGCGCACCAAGAUAAACUAUGAAUUCAAGGACAAUGUGCCAGCGGUGGCCGGACAGCCAGCCACUGUUUUCUAGUGAGCAAUUCCGAGAAUCCCUCAUGAAUUUCUAAAAUUCAUAUUUCAGCUGUGACUGUGUAAUCGAUGACAAAGACCGUUACACCGGAAACGGAAGAUCGAAGAAGCUGGCCAAGAACGAAGCGGCGAUGCUGGCUCUCAAGAAGAUCUUCAACAUUGACUUUGACCCAUCAGCCACGUACCCGCUUGCUCUUUCCAAUCGUGUCAUGACUGAGCAAAAAGUUUCGAAUGAUUGUAGAACGAUCGCAGAGUUCUGCAAAAGAGAGUACCAUCAAAUGACCGAGUACUACCAGGUCCAGCCAAGCAAUCAGAUAGCUUGUUUCCUGCUUGUCAAUGAGCACAACGAGAAACGACUUCUCUCCAUGGGAUCUUCAGUUCAAUACGUCGUCGAACCGGAUACUCUCAACGGCGCCAACGGAUCGGCUGUCAUUCAUUUGGAUCCUAUUGUGCUGGCUCGCAGAUCUCUUAUCCGUUACUUACUCCAAGAACUGGAAAUUCUUGAGACGAACCCGGGAAUGUCGGUUUUUGAUAAGAAAGAGGGCGGAAAGGCGGCUCUCAAAUCGAAUAUGAAGCUCGUUCUCUACUCGAACUUCUCACCCGUCUGCACGUACGCUGUUGAUGACGCCGAGACUAAGAGCCUCGCUCUCGUGACGUAAGGAAACAUUUCUGUAGGAAAAUAGAUUAAAAGAGCAAUUUCAGGCCGACAAACACAUCGCCUGUUCCGAGCGAUGUGCUUACUCUCGAGGAAAUUCGAGCAAAUAAGACUUUGCGUAUUCACUGCACUGCAGACAAAGUUUUCAAAUGGAGUGUGCUGGGAGUUCAAGGCGCUUUGCUCUCUAACAUAAUUCACCCUAUCUUCAUUUCCCAAAUCUACUUCGGCUCGGAAGUGCCCGUGUCUGAUGAAUCGCUAAAAUUCGCUCUCCAAGGACGACUGGGACCGGCGGAGUCUGAGCGAGAGAUCUUGGUGGAAAGUAUGCCGCUCCAGAUGCGCAUUCACGCGGCUUACUCUCAAGCCUGGUACAGAGGAUCCGAUUCUGUCGAAGUGCUCGACUAUAACACUGGGCGCACGAACAAGGGGUCCCGUUCGAAGCUGUGCAAGGCUGAGAUCUUCGAUGCUUAUCGUAGGGUGAACGGCGUUGAUCUAUCGAUUGUCGACUAUUCGAAGGCCAAGGAGAAUGCGAGCGAAUACCAGUACGAGAAAAGAGUUUUCUAUGGAAAAGUAUGGGAUGACUAAACUACUCAGUUUUCACAGAUUGUUUUUUUUAGAUGGAAGCUGCCGGACUCGGAAAAUGGCAGACGAAGCCGCCUGGACUCAUCGACUCAUUCACUCUUGCCGCAUUCGAUUGA